Molecule: messenger RNA, 1593 nt
Organism: Silurus meridionalis
Lineage: Eukaryota; Metazoa; Chordata; Actinopteri; Siluriformes; Siluridae
Gene: hoxd9a
Product: homeobox D9a
Exons: 2
Coding region: 169-969 (266 amino acids)
Biological process (GO): regulation of transcription by RNA polymerase II; anterior/posterior pattern specification; DNA-templated transcription
Cellular component (GO): nucleus
Molecular function (GO): RNA polymerase II cis-regulatory region sequence-specific DNA binding; DNA-binding transcription factor activity, RNA polymerase II-specific
Source: RefSeq, a predicted model, not a curated record
AACCAUACCGUUAUCAGCGGAUUGAUUUACUCUCUGUAUUGGUAAAUAUGAUCACGUGAUUCAUGUAACCAAUCACUGAAGUUGAAGCCAGCAAAAAUACUAUGAUUGUUCGGAGGCAAGGUUUCCGUAACAGUGUAACCUUUUAUAUGACUACGAGGGGAUCCAAAAAUGUCGACAAGUUCAGCUCUGAGCAACUAUUAUGUGGACUCUAUAAUGGGACACGAGACGGAGGACGUGUACGGUGCGCGUUAUGUUCAAAGCCCGCACUCGGCGGCUGCUAGGCCGUCAGGUGUAGGGGAAAAUGCGGAUUUUUCUUCCUGUAGCUUUGCUCCCAAGGCAGCCGUGUUUCCUACGUCCUGGUCCUCGGUUCAUCCGCCGUCCACAGCUACGGUGUCCGGAAUUUACCAUCCAUACAUGCACCAGUCCCACAUCGCAUGUGCAGAUAACAGAUACGUGCGUUCCUGGGUAGAUCCGAUCUCGAACCACAUCUCCUUUUCUGGGUUUCAUUCGAGUAAUCGUCAGAGCGGGACAAAGGCGGAAAUUUUACCGCCGAAAAGGACUGAGAGCUCUGCGUUCGGCCCUGAUACUCCACCGGCCCCAGACUACAGCUGUAGCGCUUUAGCCGAGUGUGUACAGAAAGCUACCAAAGACACCGCUGAAAAAAAUAUUCCCAACCAAAACGAGCCCAAAGAGGAGAAACAUCAACAACAACAACUUGACCCAAGCAACCCAGCAGCAAACUGGAUUCAUGCACGUUCAACGAGAAAGAAACGAUGUCCAUAUACAAAAUACCAAACACUGGAACUGGAAAAGGAAUUUCUUUAUAACAUGUAUUUGACGAGAGAUCGCCGUUACGAAGUUGCACGGAUUCUGAAUUUGACGGAGAGGCAGGUGAAGAUCUGGUUCCAGAACAGAAGAAUGAAAAUGAAGAAGAUGAACAGAGAGAGGGGAAGCCAGGAGCCUCAGUGAAUAAUACUGCGGGCAGCGCGCCGCGCCAAGUGUCCUCUAUGUAUAUGAGUAAUAUGUUACCUUUAGAUCGAGGUUAUCAGAGCCUCACUGGUUUAUGUUCUUGUGUGUCUUUGUGAAAUUAUUUUAUGAAAAAAAACACAAUCUUACAUUCUGAUUAUUUUGGAUCGGAUGUACAGAGAGUCUUAAAAUAAUUAUGAUUUGUUCAUUCUUGAAACAAAUGUUGAAAAUGGUGUGCACGCAGGUAAAGUACACGCACUAGUUAUGUUAAAUGCAAUCUGGAAUGUGUUUGUUAGUGUACACUUAAAUAAAUGUUAAGUGUGUACAGCACACUGAUUUGAGGAACAGUAUUCAGUACCAGGCCGUGCUGCUUUCCCUAGUUGGCUGUAGUAACGUAGUAUUAAUGAAGUAGGUAUAUUAUGGUGUAUGUCUGCAUAUGAAAACAAGUUUAGAGACUUAACAGGAUUUUGCAAGAUGAAUUUUGAAAAGAAAAUGUCGUUGAGGAUUAGUUUAUUAUAAAUGAGAUACAGGAGGUCUAACUACCUAGCUGAGUGCUGGUUUUGGGCAGAUAUUAAUUUAACACUACCAUGUAUAAUAAAUGCAUCUAUCUAUGUCCAUAUAUUGAAA